AUGGGCCUCAGGUUCGCUUCUGCCAUAUGCGUCGCUGCCGCCUCAACUAAAAGGCCUCUCUAUCAUGCACUCUUCAACAUGCGACUCAGUGAUCAAACACAAACCCUAAUGAAAACGAACCUACGAUGGAGGAAGAGAUCUCUGCUGCUCUUGGACAAACUUCUUCUCCGCGUACUCGCCACUGUCACUGACACCCUUCACCUCCCCGCCUCCCUCAUUUUCAAAUCAUUUGAGGGGUCGAUUCUUAGGGCUUCCAGUCGUGAGAUGUUGGUGUUCAAGCUUAGUAGAGUUUUGAAUCUACUCAUCCCUUUUUCAAUGAUUUCCAGCAUCAAUUUGGAUUUUUCUGCAUCAUUCUAUCAGAAGACUGAAGCAAGGCAAUCUCGCUCUCCUUCUGCCAUUGUCAUUGGUGGUGGACUUGCAGGGAUUGCAGCUGCUCAUGCACUGAAAAAUGCAGCUUUUCAGGUUGUGCUUUUAGAAUCUCGGGAUAGAAUUGGUGGUCGAGUUCACACUAACUACUCAUUUGGUUUUCCUGUUGACAUGGGAGCAGCCUGGUUGCAUGGUGUCUGCAACGAGAAUCCAUUGACAUCUUGGAUUGGAAGACUUGGUCUACCAAUUUAUCGAACUUCUGGUGACAAUUCUGUCUUGUAUGAUCAUGACUUGGAGAGCUACGCACUCUUUGAUGGUGAUGGACAUCAAGUGCCUCAAGAUCUAGUGGAAAAAGUUGGUAAGGUGUUUGAAACCAUUCUGGAAGAGGCAAGUUCUUUAUUAACCUUAUAUCUGCAGUGCUGAUAACUUGGAAAUAUUUCUCUUGUGA
Molecule: messenger RNA, 814 nt
Organism: Zingiber officinale
Lineage: Eukaryota; Viridiplantae; Streptophyta; Magnoliopsida; Zingiberales; Zingiberaceae
Product: polyamine oxidase 3-like
Exons: 6
Coding region: 1-789 (262 amino acids)
Biological process (GO): polyamine catabolic process
Cellular component (GO): peroxisome
Molecular function (GO): polyamine oxidase activity
Source: RefSeq, a predicted model, not a curated record